Spirodela intermedia is the source of this 3872-nucleotide messenger RNA. The record is from the annotation of a GenBank genome assembly. NCBI's taxonomy places the organism in Eukaryota, Viridiplantae, Streptophyta, Magnoliopsida, Alismatales, Araceae.
AUGGAUGGACAUAACGAGCAUUAUAAGAGGUUUCUCCUAAGGUGGACAAGCACCCGAUCUGUCAUGGUUGAAUCUUGGCUUUUUCUCUUUGCGAGUAUUGUAGCAAUAUUUCUUGGAUCCUUGACAAUUAUAUACACCAUCUAUCAAUGGAGACGGAACAUGAGUUUGAGCUGGAUGAAAGCUAUAGCCAGAUCAAAGAGAAACAGAAAGUUGUUGCAUAGGGUUCCUGUCGCUGCUCAUACUUGGAUCACAGAAACAGGUUCUCGUGGAAAAGGUUUAACCUGUUGUGUAUGUUUGAAGUCCGUUUCACUUCCUCAGCCUCUUGGGCAGGCGGUUUCCUCAGAUUACUUUAUUCACCGUUGCGAUAUUUGUGGUUCAGUUGCGCAUGCAAGCUGCUCUUCCAGUGCACAUGAAGACUGCAAGUGUGUAUCAAUGGAGGGUUUAAAAUGUGUUAUUCAUCAGUGGGCUGUUCCUUGGACAGAAAUAACAGAUAAUCCUGACAAUACACCUACCUGUAGUCAUUGUGAAGAGCCUUGUGGAGGAUCUUUCCUUGAUGGUUCUCCAAUUUGGUGUUGUAUGUGGUGCCAACGACUAGUUCACGUUGAUUGUCAUGCCAAUAUGGUUAAUGAGGCUGGUGAUAUUUGUGAUUUGGGGCCAUUUAAGAGACUGAUUUUGUCUCCAAUAUUUGUUAGGGAUUUGAGCAAACCAGGAACAGGUGGUUUUCUUAGUUCAAUCACUCAUGGAGCAAAUGAACUGGCAUCUAACGUGCGAGGGCGCAUUAGAAGUCGAAGUAAAAAGUUUGGUCGAAGGAAGGAGACAUGUGGUGACUCGGCAAGUAGCUCUGGCACUAUUGAUUCAUCCACAGAAAGCACAGCAGACACUCAUCCUGCCAGCAAGAGCUCUCAUUGUAAUGCUGAAAGUUCUAACGGUGUGGUGAAUCCUGGGAAUCUGCCUCCAAGUGGUGAAAGCGACGAUAAGAGUGAAAUAAAACCAAAUCAAAAGAGAAGCUCAUCUCUUACGCAAAGGGACAAUAUCCACAUACUUAAAGCCAGACAAAAAUACGAGUUUAUAGAUUUGCCCUCUGAUGCGAGGCCCUUGCUUGUGUUUAUCAACAAAAAAAGUGGGGGUCAACAGGGAGAUGCUCUCAGGCGCCGCUUCAAUGUCCUUCUAAAUCCUGUACAGGUUAGUCUCUGUGAAAUUACUUAGCCUACACUUCAACAUUGCGAAACAUAGCAGGCUGGUUGACCACAGGGCUCCUCAACAGAGAGAUUGAUUGUCAUUAUAUGUUUCUGAGAGAGGGAGAGGACUCAGACCUUUUGUAAUGAAGACAAACAACGUUCCACAGGUGUGACCUGUAUUAUCUUGGUGUUGACUUCAGAGAUGUUGUUGAGAACACCUUGAGCAUGCAUCUUCCUUUAUUUUUCAUGUCUAAUAUGUGGCAUUAUCCACUUCCAAGAUCAUGUUUUCUCCUGAUGGUAUCCAAAUUUCUAUGAGAAGUUUGAGUUAAGAGGCGAUGAUGGAGUUUUUGGGUAAAUUCUUGAGGCAGAACCGUAUGCUUGUCCCUUCUCAUUAUGUUUCCUUACCUUGUGAAUAACCUCUCAUUGAAGCUCCUUGACAUUGGGUCUGGUGUUUCAUCAACAUUUUUUAAUACAUGCAUUUGGGGUACCCAAAGUUUCCAUACUGAAAUAGCACUGUUUAUUUUUAUUUUUUUGCCAGAAAAAUAUCAGCCUGACAAGGUAAUUCGAAGAUAUUGCUUGCAUUCAUAAUCCUGUUUAGCAUGAGAUUGUCAUUAGGAUCUGGACAUCAUUAAUAUCUACUUUGACUCCUUGGGCACUGCUUAGCUGUUCAUUUUCUUCUUUAAUUUCUCAGUGGUUGAUCCACUUAUACCAUACAUUACAUUCAGGUCUUUGAGUUGAGCUCAGAUCAUGGACCAGAGUUCGGAUUAUUUUUGUUCCGAAGAGUACCACACUUCAGGAUCCUUGUCUGUGGCGGUGACGGCACGGUGGGUUGGGUUCUUGAUACCGUUGAGAAACAGAAGUUUGAGUCUCCGCCCCCCGUCGCGAUACUCCCAGCAGGAACUGGAAAUGAUCUUGCCAGAGUCUUGUCCUGGGGAGGUGGUCUUGGCACUGUGGAAAGACAAGGAGGCCUGUGCACUGUUCUAAACCAUGUAGAGCAUGCUGCAGUCACCAUUCUUGACAGAUGGAAGGUAACAAUAGAGAACCAGCAAGCUCCAUCCCCCAAGUUUAUGAACAACUAUAUUGGUACGCAAUCACUGCCCCUUGUUGAUUUCAUUAAUCACGGAACAAUGCAUCAAACCUGUGAUUUCUGUGGGCAGGCGUAGGAUGCGAUGCAAAGGUUGCCCUCGACAUUCAUAACCUGCGAGAAGAAAACCCAGAAAAAUUCUACAGCCAGGUAAUGAGCUGCUUCCUUUUAAUGGGCAUGCAACUUUUUUUUUUUGGCUCCUUUUUAUUAGCACAGGGGAUUAUGGUUCUGACAAAGACUGCAGUUAGUGUGGUAGCUGUGCAUGGAAGCUAGAAUCGUUGCUGUGUUUUGUGUUCUUCCCAGCCAGUUGCUUGAGGUGUGGUUCUUCUUUGGCAUGUCGGAUCAUUGGGUCUCUUCUGUCUUGGAAGUCAAUAGAUGAGGUAUAAAUCUAAUGGUUUCCGAAGAUAGUAAGUUGCUCAAAAGAGUUCAGUGAAGAGAGAGAGAGCAGGGAAGGACUACUAUGGGUAAUAUGACUUGAUGAGAGUAGAGGAGAAACUAUUGGUUGUGCGUUUAGGAGCAAGGAAUCAUGAUACCAGUAAGAUCCAUACAGUUUUCUUCAUCAUGAAAGCGUGUGCUACUUCCAGGGCAGGCAGCUGAUUUGCGCUGUUUGGAAAUUGCAACCUAUUUCUUUAGUAAGAUUAUUGUGAUUCUUUUGAGAAAAUUGUGCUACUUGCAUGGAUGGAUCUAGUGAUCUGACUUGAAAGCAAGCAACUGAUUUCGAUGGUUCUAUUUAAGGAGAUUAUUUUCAGAAAAUUCAGAAAAAAAUAUCUGACUAAAAACUCUUGUUUUACUUCCAGUUCUUGAACAAAAUCCUUUACGCCAGAGAAGGAGCGAAGAACAUCAUGGACAGAACUUUUGCAGAUUUCCCCUGGCAAGUCAGAGUUGAGGUCGAUGGGAAUGAGAUAGAGGUUCCUGAGGUGCGUUUCCGUGAUUUUCAGCACACCCGGCGGUCGGCAGCCUCAGUUGACCACAUUUUGCAGGAUGCUGAAGGCGUUCUCGUCGCCAAUAUCGGAAGCUACAUGGGAGGAGUCGUCCUGUGGCAAGAUGAAGAAGACGGGUACGACAAUUUCGAGCCCCAAUCUAUGCACGACAUGAUGCUGGAGGUCGUCAGCAUCAGUGGAACCUGGCAUCUCGGGAAAUUGCAGGUGAGUUCUACUGAAACUUCUUCGGCGAUCCUCAUUUCCCCCGGGAUUUCAAAGGCGGCGAGUGAUCACUCCAUCGCAUCCCCUCCUGCCAGAUCGGCCUCUCCCAAGCGCGGCGCCUGGCGCAAGGCAGAGAGAUCAAGAUCCGGCUCUUCGCCCCCUUUCCCGUUCAGAUCGACGGAGAACCUUGGUUCCAGCAGCCGUGCUCGCUCUCGAUAUCCCACCACGGGCAGGUCCGCUCACCGGCCAUUUGGAUUGGAUCUGGAUCGAUCGCAUCUUCGGCGCGGCGAUGACGACACGUUCUUCCUCAUCUCGCAGGCAUUCAUGCUGAAGAAGGCGGCCGAGGAACCGCUCGGCCACGCCGCCGCGAUCAUCACCGACGUCCUGGAGAACGCCGAGACCAACGGAGUGAUCACCGCCUCGCAGAAGAGGACUCUCCUACAGGAAAUGGCGCUGAAACUCUCCUAG